Molecule: messenger RNA, 2513 nt
Organism: Bombus pascuorum
Lineage: Eukaryota; Metazoa; Arthropoda; Insecta; Hymenoptera; Apidae
Exons: 1
Source: RefSeq, a predicted model, not a curated record
CCCAACCCAUUUUAACCGUCUAAACUGAAAUCGUCAACCGUUCUUUCCCAACACUUUUCACUGUUUAGUAUUAUUUCGUAUUAUCAACGUGGCUGAUCUUUCUAUCGGUUCUAGAAUUCGUUGGUUCGCGACGUGCCUUAGAUGUAAGUGACUGGUUUCGUUUGCGCAUCGUCGUGUAUUGUCGCUGAGACUGUACUUGCAAAAGAAACAAAGGAGUUUUGUUGUCUCAGCGUGCGCGUAGAAACCGUUAACGAUUGGUUCGUACGAGGUCCGUGAUACUCGUCAACCGAAUUUCGUCCGACCUUUCUGUCAAUAGAAGGAUCAUUUUCACUUUGCGAGACGAAUAAUAGGUAACAAACAAUAAAUAAUUCCACGGAGUAAUACAUACGAGUAUUUAAGACUAGAGGUUUAUUAUUAUUAUUUAAGACGUCCAAAAGGAAAGAACGUAAUGGAACAAUAAUAGGAAUAUUAAUAAAUAACAGAGGCUAUUCAAAUAAUAUAUGAUUAUUAAUAUAUAAGUAAUAGAUAAUUAUCGAUAUUAUAAAUAGUAAUCAAUCAAAAUAAAAGAAGAAACAAUCGAACAACCAAGACUCAAGAUGUCUGAAGAAAACCGUUGCGAGACCUACCGUUUGCCCGUGGAUUCCUUCGAUUCACCGGAUUUGUCUCCAUCCGACAGAUACAACACUCCAAACCCGACGCCUUCGAAAUUUCAUACAGAAUCGAGUCCCAGCAUGAGUAGUCUGAUAGAAAAAUUGAGGCAGUUGCGAGUGAAGACGCCCGUGGCACCCAGGGCACCCUUUCCUACUCCUGUUAAACUAUCUCCCACUGAUUCUUCCGAGUCGUCAACGAACAAAAACACCGAUCUACCAAUCUGUAGUGGGCCUGAUCUGAUGAAGAUGUUAGAAAUGCAUAUCAAUACGCGUUUAUCGAUUUCUAAUGAACGAUACAAUUCAGUUCACGACAGCCACAGUAUCGACGACGAAACGUUGAAGACGAUGCUAGCCAAAGAACACGAACGUCGCCAGAUAGAAAAUUGGGAAUUAGACAAGGAGAAAUUAGUUGAAGCGAAGAGCGAAACGACCUUCAGUCCGCUUUUAAGUCGCCGUUUGAAGAAGAACCGAAAGUUCUUCGCGGAAAUCCCACCUCUGCAAGACAUUGAUUCACCGCAGUCAAGUGCGGACAACUCUCUCCUGGUUGAAACUGGUUCACCUCUGUCAAUCGAGUGUCCCGUGGAAUGUGAGUCAAUUCGUCAUGACGAUAAACUGGCAUUCUUGUCACAUAACUUGCACAACAUCUCUGGAGCGUUUUCUAGAUUCUUGUUUAAUAAAGAUAUUGUGGAAAGCGAAGUUGGUGACGAAGAGAGUAGUAGGAAGUUGGAAACUAACAUAUUGAUGGAAGAAGAGAAAUUUAAGGAAGCUAUAGACAUUUACUUGGGAGAUUCCCUGAGCUACGAGCAGAAAGAGAUGGUGUUCAGUAGCUAUAUGAAUAACAUUAAUUUGAACGAAUCUGAAGAUUUUAUCAAAUGUGGUAACAAUAACCACGUGGUGUCUAAACAGAAUCCUGAAGCGAACAGAGAGGACGAUCAUGUUAGUAAGUUCUCGUCUGGGGUUUCUUCGAAGGAUUUGGCUGAGGAUCAAAGGGAAGCGAAUUUGGAGGUCGAAAAGAAGAUCGUGGAUGAGAAUAUGUCCAAAGAACAAGGAAGAAUCGUGUCUCCAACAGGAAAGUGUAAGGACGAAGAUAUUGUGUCUCCUACUAGAGACAUUUUUCUUAAAAAAAGUUGCUCCGAUUCCGAUAUUAUUAGCAGUCCUAAAAAGAACGAUCUCGUUAUAUCCGAAGAGUAUAUCAAAAGAUUGGAUAGAUCUCAAUCGAUGACGGAUGAAUUAACACGCACUGGGUCCUACUCAGAGCUAUCAGCGAAUUUUGAUAUGCAGAUCGAAGAGAGGGAUACUGACACUACCAAAUUGAAAGAUUCUUUUGAUGCAACUAGUGAUCGUGAAAACUCUGAUAACCACAUAGAUUUUUCGACAGUUCCUGUACAGAAAUCGUCGGGCUCGGUUGAUUCUUUGACGAGUCCAAAAGAAGAUACAAAUGAUGAUCAAAGAGAUUCAAAAUCAUAUACUAGUGACAAGUGUACCGAAAAUUCGAAUAAAAGCGGUGAAGAUAAUUUUACGAGCGUUUAUUAUUCAGUCAGCUCUCGUGGGAGCAUUGAUUUAAACGAAGCUCUCAGUGAAGUAGACAAUACAAAGAAUUCUUCUAUUGAUUCGAUCGAACGAGAGUUGUCGACAGACACGAAUCAUAAAGGUUGUGGUCCAUUGCCUGACGAAGAAGAUGAAGUUUUCGAAAAUUUUGGUUUGGUCGAUACUUUUAAAAAGGAUGCCUGUUUCCAAUCGUUUCUGAGAAGAGUGAUGAAGAGAGGAUGGAUACGUUCGAUCAGAAAAUCGAGGAGUUCGUCAGAGAUAAGGGAUGCUGAAGAUGAUAAAGAUGAUAAGAAGAAAUCGGAGAAAGCGAAGGAG